This is a messenger RNA of Symbiodinium pilosum, 585 nucleotides long. The record is from the annotation of a GenBank genome assembly. NCBI's taxonomy places the organism in Eukaryota, Dinophyceae, Suessiales, Symbiodiniaceae.
AUGGACGUUCAGCGCGGGGAGUUGGUUACAGACGAUGCAGGGAGGAUGGUGGAAGCCAAAGGUGGCAUUCUUUUUAUCGACGAGGCGGAGAGGCUCGUAAACAACCCCAACCCUUGCGGAAGGGACGUCUUGGAGGAAAUCAUGGCGCUACUUGGUGAUGCGAGCGAUGUGACAGUCAUCUUCGCAGGUUACCGGAAGGACCUCGUAAAGUUGUACAAUAUCAAUGAAGGCUUGGAACGGAGGAUUCACAUGGAAAUCCACCUAGACGACUACAAGCCCCACGAGCUCAUGAGAAUUUUCAUGGACAAGGCAGAGAACCACGCUGGCUACAAGUUCAUCUACAACACCAACAGGGAAUCAUUUCAAGCAAAUCUGCAGGAACGUUUCAACACAACCUUCAUGCAGAAGACAAUUCCGCGCUACAAUGCUGGCCUGGUUGAUCAUCUUAUGAACUCUGCAGCCGCAGCCAUUGCAACAAGGGCUGCGGAAGAUGAGAAUGUAGAUAGAAAACUCCUCAUCGAGCAGGAUGUAGAGCAGGCCUUUAAACAACUGGAGAAGCGCCUGCAAAAGAGAAAGACUGGCUGA